Molecule: messenger RNA, 6209 nt
Organism: Epinephelus moara (kelp grouper)
Lineage: Eukaryota; Metazoa; Chordata; Actinopteri; Perciformes; Serranidae
Gene: myo3a
Product: myosin IIIA
Exons: 36
Coding region: 83-5662 (1859 amino acids)
Biological process (GO): protein phosphorylation
Cellular component (GO): myosin complex
Molecular function (GO): protein kinase activity; protein binding; cytoskeletal motor activity
Source: RefSeq, a predicted model, not a curated record
AGGAGGUUGGGGCACACAGGAACUUCACCCUGCUCCUGCUUGCUAAUGUUAUCAUCCACAGCUGAUAUACUCAAGCAUGUAAAUGCAGGCAGAGAGAUCUCUCCUGAAGAUGUUUCCACAAUCAGGGAAAUCGAUUGUCUUUGACAACUUUCCAGAUCCCACUGACGCCUGGGACAUCAUCGAGACAAUCGGGAAAGGGACCUACGGAAAAGUCUACAAGGUGCUAAACAAACUUGAUGGAAGUAAAGCGGCUGUAAAGAUACUGGACCCCAUCCAUGAUAUUGAUGAGGAGAUCGAAGCAGAGUACAACAUUCUCAAAGCUCUUUCUGACCAUGCCAACGUUGUCAAAUUCUACGGGAUGUACUACAAGAAGGACGUGAAAUGUGGAGACCAGUUGUGGCUAGUACUGGAGCUCUGCAAUGGUGGCUCUGUGACAGAUCUGGCUAAAGGCAUGCUGAAGAGGGGAGACAGAAUGGAUGAAGCCAUUAUUGCCUACAUCUUGCAUGAGGCCCUCAUGGGUCUCCAGCACCUGCACGUCAACAAGACCAUCCACCGUGACGUCAAAGGCAAUAACAUCCUGCUAACGACACAUGGAGGGGUCAAACUCGUGGAUUUUGGUGUUUCAGCCCAGCUGACAAAUACCCGUCUGAGGAGGAACACCUCUGUGGGAACUCCCUUCUGGAUGGCUCCUGAGGUGAUAGCAUGUGAGCAGCAGCUGGACUCAACCUACGACGCUCGCUGUGACGUCUGGUCACUCGGCAUCACCGCCAUAGAGCUGGGAGAUGGAGACCCACCCCUCUCUGAACUUCACCCAAUGAGAGCCCUUUUCAAGAUACCCAGAAAUCCUCCACCUACUCUCCACCAGCCGGAGCUCUGGUCAGAUGACUUUAAUGACUUCAUCUGCAAAUGUCUGAUUAAGGACUUUGAGCUGAGACCAAAUGUGCUAGACCUGCUCCAGCAUGUGUUCAUCAAACAGAUUGUUGGCAGAGAGAAAAUACUGCAGAAACAAUUGAUUGAACUCAUUGAUCUCAACCAACAAAUAGGAGUCAUCGAAAAAACAAGCCAUCAUGGAAAGACAGAAAGAAGCACAGACAGUAAUGACAGGCAUGAACGCAUUCAUACUAAAAGAGGAGGCCAUAUGAAGACACAGACUGACCCAGAUGAGGUGGACGACCUCGCCACCCUCGAACUUCUAGAUGAGAACACGGUCACAGAGCAGCUCCAGAGCCGCUAUGGACGAGAUCAAAUCUACACGUAUGUGGGAGACAUCCUCAUCGCAGUCAAUCCUUUCCAUAAGAUGGAGAUAUACACCCCUGAGUACACCAAGAUGUACAUAGGAGCGAAGCGUACAGCUAAUCCACCACACAUCUUCGCUGUGGCUGACAUCGCCUACCAGUCCAUGGUGUCAUAUAAUGCAGACCAGUGUGUGGUGAUCAGUGGGGAAAGUGGAGCAGGAAAAACAGAGGGUGCUCAUCUGUUGGUACAGCAGCUGACAGUUCUCGGAAAGGCUAAUAAUCGGACACUCCAGGAGAAGAUCCUGCUGGUCAAUAGCCUGGUGGAGGCAUUUGGAAACGCCUGCACCGUCAUCAAUGACAACUCCAGCCGCUUUGGCAAGUACCUGGAGAUGAGGUUCACCUGCGGAGGAACAGUGGUUGGAGCACAGAUAUCUGAGUACUUGUUGGAGAAGUCGAGAGUCAUCCACCAGGCAGUAGGAGAGAAGAACUUCCACAUCUUCUACUACAUUUACGCCGGCCUGGCUGACAGGAAGAAACUCGCCCACUACAAGCUCUCUGACAACAAAACACCUAAGUAUCUGUGUAAUGAGCACAUUAAAUUAGGGCCUGACAUAGUGAGCAACACCUUCUACAAGGAGCAGUUUGAUGCGGUGGAGCAGUGUUUCAAAGUCAUUGGAUUCACCCUGGAGGAGCUGGGCAGUGUUUACAGCACUCUGGCUGCCGUCCUCAACUCCGGCGAUAUCGAGUUUUCUCCGGUUGCCUCGGAGCACCAAACUGACAAGAGUGACAUCUCCAACAUUUCUGUCCUGGAGAACGUGGCAUCACUGCUGUGCAUCCGCUCAGAUGAGCUCCAGGAAGCCCUGACCUCCCACUGUGUUGUGGCCCGGGGAGAGACGAUCGUCAGGCCAAACACGGUAGAAAAAGCUGCGGAGGUGAGGGACGCCAUGAGCAAGGCUCUCUACGGCCGUCUCUUCAGCUGGAUCGUCAACCGCAUCAACGCCCUGCUGCGGCCCGACAGCAACCUAGGAGAGAAUGACAAGGGCUUGAACAUCGGCAUCCUGGACAUCUUCGGUUUCGAGAACUUCAAGAAGAACUCUUUCGAGCAGCUCUGCAUCAACAUCGCCAACGAGCAGAUCCAGUUUUACUUCAACCAGCACAUAUUCGCUUGGGAACAGGAUGAGUACCUGAAUGAGGAGGUGGACGCUCGGAUGAUUGAGUAUGAAGACAAUCGGCCCCUCCUGGACCUGUUCCUGCAGAAGCCCAUGGGGAUGCUCUCACUUCUGGAUGAGGAGAGUCGCUUUCCGCAGGCCACCGACCAGACCCUCGUAGAGAAAUUUGAAGAUAACCUGAAGACGAAAAGCUUCUGGAGACCAAAGAGGGUCGACCUCGGCUUUGGUAUUCACCACUACGCUGGGAAGGUGAUUUACAACGCUGCAGGCUUCUUGGCCAAAAACAGGGACACUCUACCAGCUGACAUCGUCCUGCUGCUGAGGUCGUCAGAAAACGAGCUCACUCGCAAACUUGUCACCCAUCCCCUCACCAAAACAGGCAACCUUGCCCACACCAAGGGUAAAGGCAUAAACACAAUGCGCAGCCCGCGGACCCCGACACGCACCAUCACCUUCGCCAAGCCGGGUGAACCCACAGACCAGCCUUACCACCCGAGAGAAACCACCAAUAUGAGAACACAGACAGUGGCCUCGUACUUCAGAUACUCUCUGAUGGACCUGCUGUCUAAGAUGGUGGCAGGGCAGCCUCACUUUGUUCGCUGUAUCAAACCAAACAACGAUCGCCAUGCCAAUAAGUUUGACCGGGAGAAGGUGCUGGUUCAGCUGCGAUACACCGGAGUCCUGGAGACCGCAAAGAUCAGAAGACAGGGCUACUCUCAUCGCAUUCUGUUUGCUAACUUCAUAAAGAGGUACUACAUCUUGGCUUUCCAUGCUCAUGAAGAGCCGGCUGCGACUCAAGAAGCAUGCGCUGCAAUACUAGAGAAGGCCAAACUGGAGAACUGGGCAAUGGGGAAGACUAAGGUGUUUCUCAAAUACUACCACGUUGAACAUCUGAACCUGAUGGUGCAGCAGGCCACACAGCGGAUCAUUCUGCUCCAGGCUUAUGUCAGAGGCUGGCUCGGAGCAAAACGAUACCGGCGGAUAUUAAAAGAGCGAGAACAGAGUGCUCUGGUGCUGCAGUCAGCUUACAGAGGUCAUAAAGUUCGGAAGAGGGUGGCUGAUGACAAAAGCAAAGCAAAGUUUGAGGCCUUCAUUGUCCAGUUUCAGGCUGUUUGCAGGGGCUAUCUUGCAAAAAAGAAAUACAAGGAGUUGGUAGAUGAGAAGAACAAAGCUGCGACCAAGAUUCAGGCUCGCUACAGAGGGCACAAGGAGAGGAAGAGCUUCAAAAGAAAACGGGAAGCCAAAGAGAAAGAGAAAGCAGAGAAGGCCCUUAAAGAACAAGAGGAAGAGACUCCUGAACCAGAGACGAUCACCAGUGAAGAAAAACCUGCUGCUCCUGACAACGAAGUAACAAAUGAGGAAGACGAAACUAAGGCUGCGGUGGUUCUCCAGAGCAACUUCAGAGGCUACAAAGAGAGAAAAAAGUUUAAGGAGAGGAAAAAGACGAUGGCUGGGGCCGAGCUAGAGUUACCACCAAACGUAGUGACAGAGCAAGAGGAGCCUACCAGCAAAGAGGAGGAAGGGGAGAAGACAGGUAAUAAACAAGAGGAGAAUGAAGAUGAGGAGGAAAGUACUUAUGAAGCAGAAGAGAAUGAUGACAGUGAUCACACGCAGGUGCCAGAGGAUGACGAACACACAGAACUGGCAGAUGAAGCGGUUAUUGAGGAUGCACCGGCAGCAGAUGCUGUAAAAGAAGAGCAGGAGGAGGAUAAGAAGGAGGAGAAUCGUCAAGAAAAAGCUGCAGGGGAAGAGGCUCCUAACGUAGAAGAAGAAACCAAGGCUGCCACUGUCCUCCAAAGUAAUUUUAGAGGUCACAAAGAGAGGAAGAGGUUGCAGGAUGAAGGCAAGAUCCCAGCUAAGAAACAGAAACCAAAAAGUCCUACUGCUGAAGAAGAAGUGCCCACAGUGAGCAGCCCUACAGGUGAGGAAGAUGUGCCCCCAGCUCAAGCACCAGCAGAGGAAGUCAGCAGUGAAGCAACAGAAAAGGAAGAAGAAUCAACAGUAGCUCAAGAUGCUGCAGAUGUUUCUUCAAGCGAUGUCAAGUCAGAGGACCCAGACGAGGCCAAAGCAGCUGUGGUGCUUCAGAGUAACUUCCGCGGCCACAAGGAGCGCAAACGACUCGAGGAGGAAGGAAAGAUCCCGAAGAAGAAGAAAAAGAAGGAGGAGGAAGUUACACCAGAACCUCCAAGAGAAGAAGAGGAACAGGUAGUGCAGACAGAAGAAUCAGUGCCAGAAUCCCAGCCGGAUGCUUCUGCUGAGAGCCCAGAGGGACUGGACGAGGAAAAAGCUGCUACAGUCCUUCAGAGUAACUUCAGAGGCCAUCGGGAUCGAAAGAAACUGAAAGCAGAGAGGGAAAUGAAAAACAAAGCAAAGGAAGAAGCUGCCAAUGAUGCAGAAGAGGAAACUAAAGAGGAGGCAGAGGAAGCAGCCCUGGAUGUUGAGGACGUGAUGAUAGAACGUAAAGAGGAGACAGAUGCUGAAAAAGAGAGACUGGAGGAAGAGCAGGCUGCAGUGAAGAUCCAGAGCAACUUCAGAGGGUACAAGGACAGAAAGAACCUGAAGGCCAACAGGCAGACAGCGCAGACAGAAGCUUCACAACUAGAGAACUUCUCCAAACAGAUCACAAAGACUUCUCAGGACUUUCUGGCCCUGCAGCAGAAGUUGAAUGAGAUCAUCCAGGCCCAUCAAUCAAACCCCGAGAGCAAUGGCAUGUUUGUGAGAGGAAAAGCAAUCAAUGGCUAUGCUCCCCAGAUUCACCAAUCAACAGAGAAGAGAAAGUCUAGGACCCCCCGCCGGACCCAGCAGCCAAAGACCCUCAACACACCAGAGGACUCCACCUAUUACACCCUGAUUCAUCGGUCCGUCCAGGAUGAUAAACGCAAGCCCAGGAAAGAGGAUCCAGGGAAGCUGCUGGAUGUGGAUGACCACUACUACCGUGAACUGUCCACCAGCAGGUCUGAACCCUGCAUCCCCACAGAGGAGACGCCACCCAGCAGCCUGCCCGAGAGACGGCAGUCCAUAGAGAGGAGAGGGUCUACAGAGACGAGGCGGUCCACAGAGCAGGAACCAGCUGCUGCCAGCAGACAGACCAGAGAGAGGGCCGUCACUGAACCAGCACCUCCCAAACCUGUCAGUGACAACAGGCGCUCCGUUCCCAGAAUGCCCUCCACAGAGAGUCGGACUGACGACAACCCGUAUGACUUCAGACAUCUACUGAGGAAGACCUCACAGAGACGAAGGCUCAUCAAACAGUACUGAUCACACGACUGAACUUUUUUAGCCAUUUGGCCCAUAAUCUGUCAGGAUCUGAAUGUGGCAGUGUGUUAUCACGUGUCAUGCUACAUGAUAUGUGAGUAUUUGAUUCGUCACAGCUUCUUCAUAAACCUUUGAAAUGAAACAGAAAUGAAAACUGCAUUGAUUAUAAGUCAUCGCUGUUCUUAUUAAUCUAAAAGCAGGACAGGAUGAAGGUUAAUGUAAAUAAUAAAAUGUCACGUACUUAAAUCUGUAAAUGAAGGUUUUAUUUAUGUCAUUUGUAAACUAGGCGUUUUUGCUCAUGUUUGCUGUAUCCUUUCCUCUCUGGUUUGGUAAAUAUUGUGUUUGAGGUUAUAUAUUUAAACUAGAAUUGUGUAAAAUAUCUAGAGAUCGUGUAAAUACAAAAGCCAUGCUCUUUCACUUGAAUACUUUACAUUUCAAUCCAUUUUGAAGGAUGUAUUUUCUGAAAAAAAAAAAAAAAAAGCUGCUUCAGUGUUGUCACAUUGUAAGAAAUGUACAUUCUCUCCUCUGCUGUAAUCUCUGUUUUGUUCAU